Molecule: messenger RNA, 1257 nt
Organism: Aspergillus niger
Lineage: Eukaryota; Fungi; Ascomycota; Eurotiomycetes; Eurotiales; Aspergillaceae
Exons: 5
Coding region: 1-1257 (418 amino acids)
Molecular function (GO): dipeptidase activity
Source: RefSeq, a predicted model, not a curated record
AUGGCUCAGAAGACACACAACUACCCCCUCCAAUCCACCGAGGUGAUCAACGAAAUAGGCAAAGUCAUCGACGAUGCCAGCGAGGAGCUACGCAGGCUGAAUCUCGAGAUAUUCAAUAACCCCGAGAUCGCAUUCCAAGAAGUCAAAGCAAGCAAGUUACUCUCCGAUUGGCUCGAAAACCGCGGCUGGACCGUUCAACGUGGCGUCUACGGGGUCCAAACCGCGUUUGAAGCACGAUUCUCCGUCAAAGAAGGCGGUCGAACCGUAUGCUUUAAUGCAGAAUAUGACGCUCUCCCUAACAUCGGCCACGCUUGCGGCCACAACCUAAUCGCAACCUCCGCCGUCGCCUCCGCCGUCGCCAUCGAACACAUGCUCAAAGCACACAACCUCCCCGGCACCGUCGUCGUAAUGGGAACCCCUGCAGAAGAAUCCCAAGGCGGAAAAUGGCUGAUGGCACAAAACGGUGCGUGGAAGGGCUUCGACUCCUGCGUCAUGACGCACGGCAUGCCGGAUCACAGCACUCCAGUUUGCUGCACCAAGGCAUCGUGGAAACUGCGCGCCAAGUUCUAUGGCAAAACUGCGCAUGCGGCAGCGGGACCAUGGACGGGGAGGAAUGCAUGCGAUGCGAUUGUGCAGGCAUAUAAUGGGAUUGCGCUGCUGAGGCAGCAUAUCCAGAAGAGUGAGAGUAUUCAGGGGUGUAUUCUGGAGGCGGGCAAGGCGGCGAAUUUAAUCCCCGACUAUUCGGAGGGUGUGUUUAGUGUUCGGGCCAAGACGGUUAAGGAGGUUGAAGCGUUGAGGGAGAGGGUCGAGGGGGUGUUCAAUGGGGCAGCGGCAGCGACGGGGUGUAGGGUUGAGAUGAACUGGUUUGCACUCUAUGAGGACGUCGUGACAAACGAUACUCUUGCGGAGCAAUACAGACAAUACAUGUUGCAGCACCUGGGCUUGCAACCAGAGCAGAUGGUACCUUUAAAGGAAGCCAGGACAGUGCACGACUCGGCAGGAAGCUCCGACUUCGGAAGCUGCUCGUACAUCUGCCCCGGCAUCCAGGCCAUGUUCGACAUCAAGGCACCCGAUAUUCCACACUCCGUUGGUUUCCUCGAGUCCGCAAAAGGCGAUGUGGCGCAUACGGAGGCGCUUCGGGCCGGAAAGGCCAAUGCGCUCAUUACUCUGGAUGUUUUGACGAAUGAUGAUUUCGCUCAGAAGAUGAAAGAUGAAUUUAGGGCGGCAAUGAAGGAAGCAGGGCGGUUGUCUGAGUGA